AUCCUACUACUGCGUACUGUAAUAUUUCGCCGGUAAUACGGUAUGCAACUUUUGGUUUAGUACCACAUGUUUUGACAUAUUUAAUAAAUAUCAAAUACUAUUUUAGCAUGUUUUUUUAGGAGAAGCUCAACCAUUUGACAUAACCAAUGACGUCGCGAGGUUCAGACUUCCUUCACUAGUUAGCUUUUUGACUUUUAAGAAAAGAAUGCGGCCAACUCCUUCUUUUGCCACUUGUUGCAAUUCUUCACGUCGGUGUCGGCGUUCCCCUUUGACCUCCUCAGGCGACCAGUCCAAACAACGGGAGCCUCUCGCUCGCACCUGACCCAUUCGCACCGUGACGUUCCUGAUGUGUGCGUGGCAGUGACGUCACAUGGGAGGAGUCACAUGCGACUCGACGGUGCGCUCGCUCGGGUUCUUUGCAGAGCGCGUGCCAUCACCUCGGAGCACCUGACGUGACUUUAAACGGACCGCAGAGGCGAUGUUGUGACGUGGUAAAUGCAUGUUCAUAUCAUAUAUGCAAUUAAAUAUAAAUAAAUACAGAUAUAUAUCUGCGAGGACCCGCUGAGCUGCUAACAGGUGUGGGGGGCGCGCGCCGUGGAGAGAGAGAAUAUGUCCAAUGGGAAAGACGCAAAUGCUGCAGAAAACAGUGUUUUGUGCUGCAGCUCGUCGCAGAUGACUCUGAAAGAGUGCUUGGAUGAGUGCAUGGAGGCCCUGGACCUCUUCCUUAACAACCACUUCAAGGAGAGCCUGGACAUGCUGCGGCCGAGAGUGAAGGAGAGCAUGUACCACGCUCUCAUUUACGCCACCGUGCUGGAAAUGCAGGCCAUGAUGACCUUCCAGCCGGACGACAUCAGCAACGCGGGACAGACCAUGAAGAGCGCCCAGGAGGUCUGCCACAAGUUCCGACGGAAGUCCUCGGGUUUGUUGAGCAAGUCCGGUGGGGAUUCGCUCACUGAAGUGCAGCUUCACGCUGAAGUGUGUUACGCAGAGUGCCAACUCCAAAGGGCUGCUCUCACCUUCCUACAGGACGAGAACAUGGUGAGCUUCAUUAAAGGAGGGAUCAAAGUACGGAACAGUUACCUAAUUUACAAAGAGCUGCAUUCCUUAAUUAAUUCCCCCGGCUCCCCCAAAGGAGCCAGCCACGUCCACCUGGAGGGAGGAAUCUCCUUUGGAAUCGGGGCCUUUAACCUGACCCUCUCUCUGUUUCCUCCACGGAUACUCAAAGUUCUCGAGUUUGCGGGCUUCUCCGGAGACAAGGAUUACGGUCUGUCUCUGCUGGGCGACGGUGCCACGGGGAUGAAUCUGCGCUCCAUGCUGUGCGCCCUGCUGCUGCUCUGCUACUACACCUUCCUCACCUUCAUACUCGGCACCGGCGAGGGGGAGGUGACCGAAGCCGAGAGGCUGCUGAGACCUUUCCGUCUCCGCUACCCGCGGGGGGCAAUAUUCCUCUUUUUUGCAGGCAGGACUGAGGAGAUCAAGGGGAACAUUGAUGAGGCCGUGGCCCUGUUCGAGGACGGCUGCAAGGCCCAGCAGGCGUGGAAGCAGUUCCACCACAUGUGCUACUGGGAGCUGAUGUGGUGCUUCACCUACAAGCGGCUGUGGAAGAUGGCGUACUUCUACGCCGACCUCCUGAGUAAGGAGAGCCUCUGGUCCAAGGCCAUGUAUGUUUACAUGAAAGCUGCUUACCUCAGCAUGCUGCAGGAAGACGAGGCCAGGCCUUUUGGGGAGGACGAGGUUGAGCUGUUCAGACAGGUGCCCACUUUCAAGCAGAAGAUAGCGGGGAAGUCCCCCCCGACCGAGAAGUUCGCCAUCCGCAAAGCGCGGCGGUACAAGGCCCGCUGCCCGAUCCGGCUGCCGGUGCCCGUGCUGGAGAUGAUGUACAUGUGGAACGGCUUCAGUAUGAUCAGCAAACGCCCGGAGCUCACUGAAGGCAUGAUGCAGACUUUGGUGGAGGCGGAGCGCACCCUGCUGGAGGCCCCCGGCAACGAGCACUCGGUGGACGACCGCUGCGUGAUCCACCUGCUGAAGGGCCUGUGCCUGAAGAACCAGGGCCUCCUCCAGGCCGCCGAGGAGAGCUUCGGCAAAGUGUUGUCCAGUGAAAAGAAGAUCCGGUUCGACCACUACCUGGUGCCCAACUGCCUGGUGGAGCUCGCCCUGCUCUACAUCGACCAGGGCCGGAGGGACGAGGCCAUCCAGCUGCUGCACAAGGCCAAACAUAACUACAAAGAAUACUCGAUGGAGUCACGCACACAGUUCAGGGUCCACGCCACUCUGGCCAAACUCAAGGCCGACCCGGAGGAGGAGGAGGACACUCGCAUGUAGGAGGAGGGCUCGUCACAAUUAUUGCUGUAGUAGUUUUUAUCCAUGUUCAACAAGUGCAUGCUGGGUAUUUUCUCAGUGUUCAGGUUUACCUUUUUGGCUCUACACUAAGAAAGGCAUAAAACAGCAAACUGUAUUUACAAUAGUUAUGUUGUAUUGGAAAUCAAAGAACACGCAAUGUUAACCACUAUAUACAUGCGAUGAUUUAAUCAAAUGCACAAUGGCUUAAUUAAGAGCUGUGUUUACAUAAUGAAGUAACGUCAGCAUGCUGUGCUAGUUGGAAUGACAGCGAUUUUAAGAUGAAUACUAUUUCAACUGCGAAACCAAUUAAUUUAACUGGCUGAUGAUGACUAGGAUUCAGUCCCCUGCCAGUAUUCUAUGCACACAUCUGUUGGUCCUGUGUAAAGUUCUUUGGGCGUGUGACGGUGCAAGAGCUUUCCAAACUCUUUCCAAUGUCUCCAAAACAUGUUUGCAUGAAUAAAUUCUUAAUGUACCAUU
Pungitius pungitius (ninespine stickleback) is the source of this 2817-nucleotide messenger RNA. Its product is annotated as tetratricopeptide repeat protein 39A. The record is from RefSeq and is a predicted model, not a curated record. The transcript is spliced from 18 exons. Gene Ontology annotation, molecular function: protein binding. Bases 610 to 2322 code for a protein of 570 amino acids. Lineage: Eukaryota; Metazoa; Chordata; Actinopteri; Perciformes; Gasterosteidae.